Erythranthe guttata (spotted monkey flower) is the source of this 1185-nucleotide messenger RNA. Its product is annotated as putative LRR receptor-like serine/threonine-protein kinase At4g37250. Gene Ontology annotation, molecular function: protein kinase activity; protein binding; ATP binding. The record is from RefSeq and is a predicted model, not a curated record. NCBI's taxonomy places the organism in Eukaryota, Viridiplantae, Streptophyta, Magnoliopsida, Lamiales, Phrymaceae. Gene Ontology annotation, biological process: protein phosphorylation.
AGACUCGCCGGAGAAAUCCCGCCGGAGUUCGCAAGUAAAAUCACCACGAACGCCACCGUAGAUCUCUCGUUCAACAAUCUCACAGGCCAAAUUCCGGCGACCGAUCUCUUCGCCAACCAACAAACGACGUCGUACUCCGGCAACCCGGAAUUAUGCGGCGAACCGCUGACAAACCCGUGUCCGGUUCAUUCCUCCGUCGCAACUCCGCCUAACGCCACCGCAACAAACUCUCCUCCGGCGAUAGCCGUCAUACCAACAACAACGCCACCCCCUCAAGGAAAGAGAUCAACCGGGCUGAGAACCGGAGCAAUCCUGGGAAUCGUCGCCGGAGACAUCGCCGGACUCGGAAUCCUGUCUUUGGUCUUCGUGUACGUUUACUGGACCUGUCUGAAGAGACAAAGACACGUGGCAGACGACGAAGAGUCAACAACCUCGGAAUCCACGAACUCCGACGAAAAGCACAAACCCCAAGAGCAGAAAAGUGGGGCCCUCGUAACCAUGGACGGAGAAAAAGAACUCGAAUUAGAAACUCUGCUCAAAGCGUCGGCCUACAUUUUAGGGGCGUCCGGUUCAAGCAUAAUGUACAAAACGGUUCUUGAAGACGGAACCGCCCUAGCGGUUCGGCGGAUCGGCGAAAAUGGGGCGGACCGGUUCAGGGAUUUCCAGAACCGGGUCCGGGUCAUCGCCAAAUUGGUCCACCCGAAUUUGAUCCGGAUACGUGGCUUCUACUGGGGGAAUGAAGAGAAAUUAAUUAUCUAUGAUUUUGUUCCCAAUGGCAGCCUUGCCAAUUGCCGUAACAGGAAAGCUGGUGGCACUUCAUCACCUUGUCAUUUAACAUGGGAAAUGCGGCUCAAGAUAGCAAAAGGCGUGGCACGUGGGCUGUGUUACAUCCAUGAAAAGAAGCACGUGCAUGGAAACUUAAAGCCCACCAACAUUCUACUUGGCCUGGAUAUGGAGCCCAAAAUAGGAGAUUUCGGGCUCGAAAGGCUCAUGACCGGCGACCAUAGCUCGAAAGCGGGCGGGUCGACCCGGUACUUCGGCAGCAAGAGAUCCACCGCUUCGCAUGAAAGCUUCCACGAUACUCAACCGGGUCGACCCAAGAGUGCGCUAUGCAUAUCGCCUUAUCACGCGCCCGAGUCUCUCCGGAGUCUUAGGCCGAGCCCUAAGUGGGAUAAACACCACUAA